GUUGGUGUGAAGCCACUGAAUCCUAACAAAUCCCCUAGCAUUUUUAAACAUAAAACAAAUGUAAAUGGGUCUCCGCUCAAAAACAUUAUCUGUUUUACCUUGCAGCAAUGGGAGGAGUCUUGUCUUCUGGUGUCCAUCCUUCAGCUCUGUUUAGUCACCCAUGGAGAGACCUGCCUGAGGCACAGGAGGCAUCACUGGCUUUGCUCAGCUUCCACUCAGUUAAGCGUACCUCGUCAGCAGUAAGCAGGAAGACUCAGACUUCACUUGAUUUCGUGAAGACGUACAAACCCCGAAACAGUGAAGUCCGAUGUCUCAGGAUCCUGUUACACGGACCGGUUGGUGCUGGCAAGUCGAGCUUCAUCAACUCUGUUGACAGUGUCUUACAAGGCAGAAUCACAGGCCGAGCAUUGACCGAUGCAGUCGCUGGAACCAGCUUCACCCAAAGGUAUAUGACUUACAGAAUUAAAAAAGAUGAAGCGACCCAUUACUCUUUUCUUUUGAAUGACAUCAUGGCCUACGAGCAGCAUCCUGGACACGGGAUCAGUGUGGAAGAUGUCAAACUGGUUCUAAGUGGACACGUGCUGGAAGGUUACAAGUUUGUUCCCGACCGUCCACUCACAGUUGGUGAGAACGGCUACAACACAGAUCCGACUCUGGAAGACAUCACUCAUGUUCUAGUGUUUGUUGUUCCUGCAGGCUCAAUAAGUGUAUUAAGUGAAAACAUUGUGAAAAAGAUGCGAGAAGUCAGACUGGCAGCCAGUGAAAUGGGUAUUCCUCAGCUGGCUAUUCUCACCAAAGUUGACGAAGCUUGUUCUCAUGUUCAGAAGAAUAUAAACAAUAUUUAUAAAAGCAAGUUUUUAAAAGAACAGGUUGACAACUUCCACGUGUUGCUGGGCAUCCCGCUGAACUGCAUCUUUCUGGUAAAAAACUACAGUACAGAACUUGAACUAAAUAAAGUCACUAAUGCAACAGUAUUGGCGGCACUGAGGCAAAUGCUUUCCUUCGGAGAAGACUUCCUCAACAACCUAGAAUCCUGAAUAUUACAGUGAAUUAAGUAUGACAAAUGAGGGCCUAUGAUGCUUUGGAGCCGCUGAGCUCCAUCGAUGCACCUUUUUGUUUAAAAGUCAUUGGAAUAUUUUUAAAAUGAGUUACAGCUAUCAGACAAAGGGUGGCACUGUUUUCCUGAAAAGAGGUUGAAUGAACUUUCCUAAUUUGUAAAGGGUUUCGUCUCCUUGUAACAUGAUCUUUAAAAUAUAUAUGUAUAUAUUUACUAGUUAUAAAUAAUGCUUUCACAAUCCAAGAGCAAUGGCUAAUUUUUCCCAUUCCUUUCAAUUCAGUCUAACUGUAAAUAUCCUCGCGUUGUUUUCGCUGGCUUUGACGUCAUCACGUGAUCUGGUCAACAACACAGCUGUUGUAAUGUCGCCUUUAGGUACUGUUGGCUUAUUCAGUGCUGGAAACAGUGACCUGAAGUGUGUUUGUAUUGUAAUGUUCAUAUUCGGUGUAUUUUUUAUUUAACUUCCGAAUGUAAAUUAAAUAAGUACAAAAACCAACAUGUUCUGUUUUUCUUGGUGAUCAGAUGCAACUAAUUUUGUAGCAUUUAAACCUUUUGCUCUGUGUAAUGAAAGAUGAGUCUAUCUGUUUUAAUUUAAUA
Cynoglossus semilaevis (tongue sole) is the source of this 1651-nucleotide messenger RNA. Its product is annotated as interferon-induced protein 44-like. The coding region runs from base 108 to 1037 and encodes 309 amino acids. Gene Ontology annotation, biological process: immune response. Lineage: Eukaryota; Metazoa; Chordata; Actinopteri; Pleuronectiformes; Cynoglossidae. The transcript is spliced from 8 exons. The record is from RefSeq and is a predicted model, not a curated record.